ACAGUUAAAUUCAUAGCAUAUUCAAAACUUCUCUGCCGUUGCAAAAUUCUCAACCCUAUCCGAGGGAGUGACUGCAGUUUCAUUCUUUCUAGAAUAAUCUCAAAACCCUAAACCCUAAAAUCGAGCUACCAAAUUCUGUUAAGCGCGCACAUAGCUAAAGCAAUGACAUCGCCGUGCAUUGAUGCUUGCAGAACCUUCAGCACUAGUCUAUUUCAGAAAUCCCCCUACCAGCGGCACUGCUCUGGAAAUCACGCGGAUCAUCGACCCAAUUUCUCGGCAGCUAACCUCACGUGUCGCUCUUAUCCUUUUAUUUCCUGCAGUUUCAGCGGCAGGAAUAAUCCCCAUGUGAACAGCCGUGAAAGCUCAAUCGAGAAUUGUGACGCUACCGGUGGAAGCGGGAGAGGAAGAGCUCAAGCUAAGGGGAAAGACAAUGUGUGGAGUAUUGACAACGAGAGAUCGAAAGUUGAGGGGAAGGAGAGAACGAGGACGCGGAGAAAAAGGGGAGGUAAGCGUGUGAGGAGUGCGAACAGGAAAGGUGAACGAGUUCUGGUGUCUGGUACCAUGUUGAUGGAGGUUGAAACUGUUUUACAGACGCAGGAACCAGUUAUUCGGCCGGCAUGGCAUACGUUUGCAAGUAGCAUCAGCGGGAUAUGGAAGGGAGUGGGAGCAGUGUAUUCUCCUGUAACUGCGGAAAUGGAGCCAAUUGAGAUGGGGAGUGCGAAUGAAACCUUAUUUGACUGCUAUACAUUGUCUCACAUUCAGGCCAAGCCAUCUACUUCUGGAAUUCAGCAUUCUGAAAUAAAGAGAAAAAUAAACUGGGUUACGCUUAAUCCUUAUGGGGAAGCUAAAAAUAAUGGAAUUGGUUUUGGAAACAAGAAAUACGGUGCAUCUUCCACAGCAAAGGAGACGUCUGACAGAGGAAGACAGAUGGAUCAUUCAUUGCCAACAAUAGAAUCUUUUGACUUUGGAAAAAGUGAUAUUAUGGAAGAAGAUGACAUGGGUAUGGAACCCGGUCUUGUUUUCUUUGAGGAUGGAUCUUAUUCCAGAGGCCCAGUUAAUAUUCCAAUUGGUGAAUUUGAUGAGUCUAAAUAUUACCUUUCCCCAACUUUCAAGUUUGAACAAUGUCUGGUUAAAGGUUGCCACAAAAGAUUGCGAGUUGUGCAUACCAUUGAAUUCACCAAUGGCGGUUCAGAUAUUCAGAUACUAAGGGUUGCUGUUUACGAAGAAGAAUGGGUUAGUCCAGCCAAUAUCCCCGACACCAGUGAAAUGGAACUGGAUUUGAAGCCAUUUUCUCAAAGGAAGAGGGUCCAACCAUCUGACCUAAGCGGAUCAUGGAAGGUGUUUGAGGUAAGCGCCACACCAAUUUACGACGAAGGCACAGCAUCAAUGGAGGAGGAGGAAGUCAGCAGCACACCAUACGUGUACCUCUGCACGGAAAAUCUUAAGAACAGAAGCUUGCCCGAUAAUCUUGUUUACUUCGGGGAGGAAGAGAUGCUGGACAUGCAAGAUGUAACAAUCUUGUGGUUACCGGGGGGUGUGACUACUUAUGUUGACGUGGGGGAGGACGGGAUCCUUUGUAUUGGUGUGGGAUGGUAUUCGGAUGAAGGAAUCAACCUUGUAAUGGAAAGGGAUUAUGGAUUAGAUGGAAAGCUUAAGGAGGUUCGAUGGAAAUCCGAGAUGAAGAGAAGAUGGACCAACCCUCCUCCUAUGUAAAUGUAAGUUGUUACUAACACUUUUUUUUUUUGUGGUAGAUAAAUUUUCAUCCACUGCAUGCAUGACUAGUUGGAAGUAUAGUUAUAGUAGAACAUUAUUACAUCAUUUUUAAGUCGAGAAAUAUACCUAUGUUGGCAUGGUUGUUGUAGAGGGUAUAAUUGUUCCAGCCAUUUUAGGCUUUUUUAUUUUAUAGGUUGUAAAUUGCAAUUUGAAAUGGUGACACUAAGAGUAGCUUUUAAGCUGCA
Messenger RNA from Andrographis paniculata, 1958 nucleotides. RefSeq lists its product as uncharacterized. The transcript is spliced from 5 exons. The record is from RefSeq and is a predicted model, not a curated record. NCBI's taxonomy places the organism in Eukaryota, Viridiplantae, Streptophyta, Magnoliopsida, Lamiales, Acanthaceae. Bases 163 to 1713 code for a protein of 516 amino acids.